Phodopus roborovskii (desert hamster) is the source of this 6049-nucleotide messenger RNA. RefSeq names its product adhesion G protein-coupled receptor L2 (gene Adgrl2). The transcript has 24 exons. Gene Ontology annotation, biological process: adenylate cyclase-activating G protein-coupled receptor signaling pathway; cell surface receptor signaling pathway; brain development. Gene Ontology annotation, cellular component: membrane; neuron projection. Bases 237 to 4685 code for a protein of 1482 amino acids. The record is from RefSeq and is a predicted model, not a curated record. Gene Ontology annotation, molecular function: G protein-coupled receptor activity; carbohydrate binding. NCBI's taxonomy places the organism in Eukaryota, Metazoa, Chordata, Mammalia, Rodentia, Cricetidae.
GUCCGGGUCUGUGAUGGGUAAACAUCAAGAAACUGGCGCUAAAGCGGCACCAAUUCGACCACAGAAACACAGACGUUUUGGGGGGUGAACGGGACAGCGUCCAGGUUGGAUAGAACUGUCUCGAGCCUAGCCAAAGAUAUGAGGAUCAAUGAUGCAGACUGCUGGGUUCGAUGAAGCUGGACAUUUAUAACUAGAUUCAUUAAGGAAUACAAAGAAAAUAUUUAAAGGAAUCAAUAAUGGUGUCUUCUGGUUGCAGAAUGCGAAGCCUGUGGUUGAUCAUAAUAAUUAGUUUCUCCCCAAGUACAGAAGGGUUCAGCAGAGCAGCCUUACCAUUCGGGUUAGUCAGAAGAGAACUGUCCUGUGAAGGGUAUUCUAUAGACCUUCGAUGUCCAGGCAGCGAUGUCAUCAUGAUUGAGAGUGCCAACUAUGGUCGGACAGACGACAAGAUCUGUGAUGCGGACCCCUUUCAGAUGGAGAACACAGACUGCUACCUCCCUGAUGCCUUCAAAAUCAUGACUCAGAGGUGCAACAAUCGAACGCAGUGUGUAGUAGUUACCGGGUCGGAUGUAUUUCCUGAUCCAUGUCCCGGAACUUACAAAUACCUUGAAGUUCAAUAUGAAUGUGUCCCUUACAUUUUUGUGUGCCCUGGGACCUUGAAAGCAAUUGUGGACUCACCAUGUAUAUAUGAAGCUGAACAAAAGGCAGGUGCUUGGUGCAAGGACCCACUUCAGGCUGCAGAUAAAAUAUAUUUUAUGCCCUGGACACCUUACCGCACCGAUACUUUAAUAGAAUAUGCUUCUUUAGAAGAUUUUCAAAACAGCCGCCAGACAACAACAUACAAACUCCCAAACCGAGUAGAUGGUACUGGAUUUGUGGUGUACGACGGAGCUGUCUUCUUUAACAAAGAAAGAACACGAAAUAUUGUGAAAUUUGACUUGAGGACUAGAAUUAAGAGUGGCGAGGCCAUCAUCAACUACGCCAACUACCACGAUACAUCGCCCUACAGAUGGGGUGGGAAGACUGAUAUUGACCUGGCCGUGGAUGAGAAUGGCUUAUGGGUCAUUUAUGCCACCGAGCAGAACAAUGGGAUGAUAGUGAUUAGCCAGCUAAACCCAUACACUCUUCGAUUCGAAGCAACGUGGGAGACGGCGUACGACAAGCGCGCGGCAUCCAAUGCUUUCAUGAUAUGCGGAGUUCUCUAUGUGGUCAGGUCAGUGUACCAAGACAACGAAAGCGAAGCAGGCAAGAACACCAUCGAUUACAUUUACAACACUCGGUUAAGCCGGGGGGAGUACGUGGAUGUUCCUUUCCCCAACCAGUACCAGUAUAUUGCCGCAGUGGAUUACAAUCCCAGAGACAACCAGCUCUACGUAUGGAAUAAUAACUUUAUUUUACGGUAUUCUCUGGAAUUUGGUCCACCUGACCCUGCCCAAGUGCCUACCACAGCUGUGACAAUAACUUCUUCAGCUGAGCUGUUCAAAACCACAGUGUCAACCACAAGCACUUCCCAAAGAGGCCCCGUGAGCACCACAGUAGCUGGACCCCAGGAAGCAAGCAGAGGGACAAAGCCACCGCCAUCAGUUUCUACAACCAAAAUUCCUCCUGUAACAAAUAUUUUUCCCCUGCCAGAGAGAUUCUGCGAAGCAUUAGACGUGAGGGGGAUAAAGUGGCCUCAGACACAGAGGGGAAUGAUGGUUGAACGGCCCUGUCCCAAGGGAACGAGAGGAACAGCCUCGUAUCUCUGCAUGGCUUCCACGGGAACAUGGAACCCAAAGGGCCCGGAUCUUAGCAACUGCACCUCUCACUGGGUGAAUCAGCUGGCUCAAAAGAUCAGAAGUGGAGAGAAUGCUGCCAGUCUAGCCAACGAACUGGCUAAGCACACCAAGGGGCCUGUGUUUGCAGGGGACGUGAGCUCUUCAGUGCGGCUGAUGGAGCAGCUGGUGGACAUCCUGGAUGCUCAGCUGCAGGAGCUGAAGCCUAGUGAGAAGGAUUCUGCUGGGCGGAGUUAUAACAAGCUCCAAAAACGAGAGAAGACGUGCAGGGCUUACCUUAAGGCAAUUGUUGACACAGUGGACAACUUACUGAGACACGAAGCUUUGGAAUCCUGGAAACACAUGAAUUCUUCUGAGCAAGCACACACAGCCACGAUGUUACUGGAUACACUGGAAGAGGGUGCAUUUGUCCUGGCGGACAAUCUCUUGGAACCAACCAGGGUUUCCAUGCCCACAGAAAAUAUUGUUCUGGAAGUUGAUGUACUCAGCACCGAAGGGCAGGUCCAAGACUUUAAAUUCCCUCUAGGCAUCAAGGGGGCCGGCAGCACCAUCCAGCUCUCAGCAAACACUGUCAAGCAAAACAGCCGGAAUGGGUUGGCAAAGCUGGUGUUCAUCAUUUACCGGAGUCUGGGACAAUUCCUGAGUACUGAAAAUGCUACCAUAAAGCUGGGUGCAGACUUCGUUGGUCGGAACAGCACCAUCGCAGUGAACUCUCACGUCAUUUCCGUUUCCAUCAAUAAAGAGUCCAGCCGUGUGUACUUGACAGACCCCGUGCUUUUCACCCUGCCGCACAUUGAUCCUGACAAUUAUUUCAAUGCAAACUGCUCCUUCUGGAACUACUCAGAGAGAACCAUGAUGGGAUAUUGGUCUACCCAGGGCUGCAAGCUGGUUGACACUAAUAAAACUCGCACAACGUGUGCAUGCAGCCACCUAACCAAUUUUGCUAUUCUCAUGGCCCACAGGGAAAUUUCAUAUAAAGAUGGAGUUCACGAAUUGCUGCUUACGGUCAUCACCUGGGUGGGCAUCGUCGUCUCACUCGUCUGCCUGGCUAUCUGCGUCUUCACCUUCUGUUUCUUCCGAGGUUUACAGAGUGACCGCAAUACGAUCCACAAGAACCUUUGUAUCAACCUUUUCAUUGCUGAAUUUAUUUUUCUAAUAGGCAUUGAUAAGACAAAAUAUUCGAUUGCAUGCCCCGUGUUUGCUGGCCUUCUGCACUUCUUCUUUCUAGCGGCUUUUUCUUGGAUGUGUCUGGAAGGAGUGCAGCUCUACUUAAUGUUAGUUGAAGUUUUCGAGAGUGAAUAUUCAAGGAAGAAAUACUAUUAUGUCGCUGGAUACUUGUUCCCUGCCACAGUGGUUGGUGUUUCAGCUGCUAUUGACUACAAGAGCUAUGGGACACAAAAGGCUUGCUGGCUUCACGUUGAUAACUAUUUCAUAUGGAGUUUCAUUGGGCCUGUUACAUUCAUAAUUCUGAUAAAUAUUAUUUUCCUGGUGAUCACACUGUGCAAAAUGGUGAAACAUUCAAACACUUUGAAACCAGAUUCUAGCAGGUUGGAAAACAUUAAUAAUUACCGUGUUUGUGAUGGCUACUAUAAUACGGACUUACCUGGCUAUGAAGAUAAUAAGCCAUUUAUCAAGUCUUGGGUGCUUGGCGCAUUUGCCCUUCUGUGUCUCCUGGGCCUAACCUGGUCCUUUGGGUUGCUUUUUGUUAAUGAGGAGACUGUUGUGAUGGCAUAUCUCUUCACCACCUUUAAUACUUUCCAGGGAGUGUUCAUUUUCAUCUUCCACUGUGCUCUGCAAAAGAAAGUACGAAAAGAAUAUGGGAAGUGCUUCAGACACUGGUACUGCUGUGGUGGCCUCCCGACCGAGAGCCCCCACAGCUCUGUGAAGGCAUCAACCACCCGCACCAGUGCUCGAUACUCCUCUGGCACACAGAGUCGUAUAAGAAGGAUGUGGAAUGACACCGUGAGGAAACAGUCUGAAUCUUCUUUUAUCUCAGGUGACAUCAAUAGCACUUCUACCCUUAACCAAGGAAUGACUGGCAAUUACCUACUAACAAACCCUCUUCUUCGACCCCACGGCACUAACAACCCCUAUAACACAUUGCUCGCUGAAACAGUUGUAUGUAAUGCCCCUUCAGCUCCUGUGUUUAACUCACCAGGACAUUCACUGAACAAUGCCAGGGACACAAGCGCCAUGGAUACUCUACCGCUAAAUGGUAACUUCAACAACAGCUACUCACUGCGCAAAGGGGACUACCACGACGGGGUGCAGGUCGUGGACUGUGGACUAAGUCUGAAUGACACAGCGUUUGAGAAAAUGAUCAUUUCAGAGUUAGUGCAUAACAACCUCCGGGGUGGCAACAAAGCCCACAACCUGGAGCUCAAGCUCCCGGUUAAACCUGUGAUCGGUGGUAGCAGCAGUGAAGAUGAUGCGAUUGUGGCUGACGCCUCAUCUUUGAUGCAUGGUGACAACCCAGCGCUGGAGUUCCGCCACAAAGAACUGGAGGCACCGCUCAUCCCUCAGCGGACUCACUCGCUUCUGUACCAGCCCCAGAAGAAAGUGAAGCCCGAGGCGACCGACAGCUACGUCUCCCAGCUGACGGCCGAGGCCGACGACCACCUCCAGUCCCCCAACAGGGACUCUCUGUACACGAGCAUGCCCAACCUAAGAGACUCUCCCUACCCGGAGAGCAGCCCCGACAUGGCAGAGGACCUGUCUCCCUCCAGGAGGAGUGAGAACGAGGACAUUUACUAUAAAAGCAUGCCCAACCUUGGAGCUGGCCGCCAGCUUCAGAUGUGCUACCAGAUCAGCAGAGGCAAUAGUGAUGGUUACAUCAUCCCCAUAAACAAAGAGGGGUGCAUCCCAGAGGGGGACGUCAGGGAAGGACAGAUGCAGCUGGUAACGAGUCUUUAAUAGUACAGCUAUUCCUAGGGCCACACGCAAGUAUUAAUUGAUAAAGGACGCCGCCAGCGGCCCCUGCAGCUCCCCCUAACUCUGCCUGAAGAGUGGGUUCUGAUGACCCGUGGUUCUCCACUGUAGGAAAACAAAACAGACUGAACCUCGUAGUUCCGUGAAUUUUUAUAAAGCAUACGAAAACUUUGUAUAUACACAGAGUAUACUAAAUUGAAUUAUUUGUUACAAAGAAAAAGAGAUGCCAACCAGGUAUUUUAAGUUUCUGCUGCUGUGUAGAGAGAUUGUGAAACAAAUGAGACCCUUCCGGCCAUGUCACCUGCGGCAGUUGGUGAACUAAGUCUGUAAAUAAGGCCGCACCGGUAUUUUUGUUUUGUUUUGUUUUUGUUGUUGUUUUGGUUUUUUGGUUUUUUUUUUUUUUUUUUUUUUUUUUUUUUUUUUUUUUUUUUUGGUGGCCUGCAUUGUAUUAUAUACAAGACGUAGGCUUUUAGAUCCUGUGGGACAAAUUGACUGUAAUUUACUUCUCCUGACAAGACUUGGAAAAGCAGGAGAAGAUUCUGCACCCGUUUGCACUUCCCUGCAAACCUUUUACAUUAAGGCAACAAUUGAAAACAUGUUUAACCAGUAGCAAUCAAGCCACAGGCCUUAUUUCAUGUUUCCUCAACUGUACAAUGAACUAUUCUCAUGAAAAAAAAAUGGCUAAAGAAAUUAUAUUUUGUUCUAUUGCUAGGGUACAAUAAAUACAUUUGUGUCCAACUAAGAUAUAAUUGUCAUUAAAAUAAUUUUAAAAAGAGUUUGGAGAAAAUAGUGACGAGCUCUUGGUUGCACACGAUAGGAAGUGUGUUUUCUUAUUCCCAUCAUGGUAAGUUAUGCCCAGUUUUGCUUCUUUUCCACCGUAGACAGUGUUCCGCUUUGACCAGUUAGUCCUUUUCUUACAUUUGAAUUUCUUAUUGCCAAAAGAGUGUGUGUUAUGGGGAGAAAACUCUUUCAAGUCAGCCCUGCCAUGCCUUGCACAACUGUGGGGAAAUCUGGAGGGGUUGGGUCAUCCCUCUGCAUUCUGGAACAGAGGGCAAAGGGGGCACUGGGCACUUCUCACAACGUUUCCAGUGAACAAAAGGUGCCUAUUCUUUUUUAAAAAAAUAAAAUAAAAAAUAAAAUAAAACAGAAAUAUUACUCUUCCAUAUUCCUUCUGCCUAUAUUUAGUAAUUAAUUUAUUUUAUGGUAAAGUUCUAAUGACAUGUACAUUGUUUCAGCUGAGCUCUGCUCUCCUCCCCAGCCCUUUGUGUAAACCUGUUAAUAAUGAGCCCAUCACGAAUAUCCAGUGUAAAAUUUAACACGGUUUGACAGUAAAUAAAUGUGAAUUUUUU